UUUUUCUCACUAUAAGUAUCCUCUCCUUGUAGCCAUAGGUUUUUAUCUUCUCCAAGUCAUCACCACUAAUAAUUUUCAAACAUAAAUUUCUUUUUAUCAUCUUAAUCAGAAAACGAAGAUGAAGCUCGUGAUUGUACAAUUCUCUAUAAUCUUUAUUCUCCUCACAUCUUCAUUGUUCGUGCUUUCAACCGCGGAUUCGUCGUGUGGUGGAAAGUGCAACGUGAGAUGCGCAAAGGCAUCACAACAUGACUUGUGCAUCAAAGAUUGCAAUAUAUGUUGCCAGAAGUGUAAUGGUUGUGUGCCCUCUGGCACUUUUGGACACAGAGACGAAUGCCCUUGCUACCGAGAUAUGAAAAACUCCAAAGGCGGGCCCAAGUGUCCCUGAACAUGUUUUUGAAGAUCAUCAUAAUAAUAAUACCUGAUAUAUGUGUAUGAAAAUAUACUUACAUCUUAUGUUUGAUUUACUAAAUAAAAAUUGAGAGAUUAAACUGAUUAA
Brassica napus (rape) is the source of this 496-nucleotide messenger RNA. Its product is annotated as gibberellin-regulated protein 8. The record is from RefSeq and is a predicted model, not a curated record. Bases 119 to 385 code for a protein of 88 amino acids. The transcript is spliced from 2 exons. NCBI's taxonomy places the organism in Eukaryota, Viridiplantae, Streptophyta, Magnoliopsida, Brassicales, Brassicaceae.